This is a messenger RNA of Fusarium keratoplasticum, 2961 nucleotides long. RefSeq names its product NACHT domain-containing protein. Bases 121 to 2961 code for a protein of 946 amino acids. Lineage: Eukaryota; Fungi; Ascomycota; Sordariomycetes; Hypocreales; Nectriaceae. The transcript has 8 exons. The record is from RefSeq and is a predicted model, not a curated record.
GCUAGCAACGACACCUCUAUUUCCUCUACUUUAUUGCAACGAAGAGGGGAAACCCGAGACGCACAUAGUCGAAAGCAAAACCUGACGAAGAGUUCAUCUAUCGCACGGUCUUUCCGCCAAAUGGAUGUCGCCGAGUCCCUCAGGGCUAGCGGCGACGACCUGUGGUCCGCCGCCAUCCGCACGCUCGGACACGAACUGACAUCUCAGAUAGAUUUUGCCCAGAACAGCAAGAAAAAGACGCUAGAUGAGCUGCUAGCGGUGACUGACCAGGAGAGGAAACGUUUGGUCGACAAGUCGUGGUCCUUCAAGCGGAAGGACGGCGAGGUUGUAUUCGUGCGUGACUUGUUGGCCAAGGCGGCCAAGUGGGUCAAUCACUUCAAGGCAGUAGGCGACACUGUCGUACAAUACGAUCCGGUCCACGCUGCUCUGCCUUGGGCGGGUGUUCGAUUCUUGUUGAACGUCGCAAUUGGGGACUUGGAUACAUACAACAGUUUACUGGAGAGAACCGUCGAUAUUGCAGAAACAAUAUGCCGAAACGCCCUUGUUGAAAGUCUGCUGAAAGAUUCCCAGUCGCAAACCGCAAAGGAACUAAACCGUGCGUUGGUCAAGUUAUACGCAAGCAUUCUGGCCUAUCUCGCCAAGGCAAAGUCAUACUACGAGCAGAACAGUCUCAAGCGUGUUGUCAAGCAUGGAAUCCUUGCCUCGUCCGACUUGGAGUCAGCCUUCACCGCCAUCAGCGAAGCCCAGGCACACGUGGAUCGUUGUGCCACUUCCUUCGGCUUACAAGACCAGCUGGAAAGCCAUGCCGAGAUGAAGCGGAUGCUGAGGGACUUUGAUGCCCCCGUAAACCGUUGGGACAAAGCACUCCACACUAUCGCUGAUCAACUCCAUGCAACAAGAAGAACCGAGAUUUUGAGUUGGAUCUCCAAAGAGCCUUACAGACAACAUCACAUGCAGACGAGGAGUGAGGUUUUGGAGGGCACAGGGAAGUGGCUUCUGCACGACCCAACUUUUUUACAGUGGAAGAACGAAAGCGCUUCCUCCAUUCUAUGGCUUCAUGGCAUUCCAGGGUCCGGCAAGAGCAAGUUGGCGUCCAUCGUUGUCGAGGACGCGCUGGAGGCAUUCCAACAGAAACAGGCACCAGCUCCGGCCUAUUUCUACUGUUCCCGAAACACAGCUGAGCCUAGGCGUUCUGAUCCUUCCAAGAUCGUGGCUAGCAUUGCGAGACAGCUCUCCACUCCUGAAACUGGAGGACCACUUCUCGAUGCCGCAAUCGAGGUGUACAAAAGACGGGAAGAAGACGCAUUCGCAUCUGGGUCGCUCCAUCUUGAUGAAAGCAGGAGUUUGAUCCUCAAGCUGCUUGAGCAAUACCAGGGCGCGACAAUGACGAUUGUCAUCGACGCUCUGGACGAAUGCAACCCACUAACUCGGGGAGAUCUGCUGGGUAUGCUAGAAGACCUUCUGAAGACAUCUCCAUGUCUCCUGAAGAUAUUCGUGUCAAGUCGGACGGAUCGGGAUAUUGUCUAUAAACUGGACAAUUAUCCGAACUUGCACCUCUCCUCCGACCGUAACUCGGCAGACAUAGAUCUGUUCGUACAUUCAGAGACAGACCGCCUUAUCGACAAAGGGUCUUUGCUGCGGCUCAGUAUGCGAAAGGAAGAGAUACGCGACAAAAUCAUCCACGAGCUCACUUCCAAGGCGCAGGGCAUGUUUCGUUGGGCGAGCUUGCAAUUGCAGGCUCUCUGCCAACAGACCACCGACGCUGCGAUUCUGGAGAGACUUGGACGACUACCGAGGACGCUAGCAGAGCUUUACCAAGAAAUCCUUGCGAAGAUUGAAAAUCUUGACGCGGAUGCAGACAGGCAGUUCGCUCAGAGUGCUCUCAGCUGGCUGCUUUGUGCCCAGGAGCAACUUCGGUCGGACGUCUUUCUAGCCGCUGUGUCUAUAACAAAGAAUGGAUCCGCCCCUACAAUCUCGAGGGAUCAGCUCUUACAGUUAUGCUGCAACUUGGUUAUUUUCGACUCCGCCGUCGAUGCGUUUCGGUUCUCACACUUGUCGGUCAGAGAGUUCCUUGAAAACCAAAAGACGUACCAACCAGCAUCCGCAAACGCUCUCGUGGCGGAAGCUUGUCUUUGCAAUCUCGAUAGGAUGGCACCCGAAGCUUCGCCAAAGUCACCCCUUCUGAAGUACUCAUGCUUGUUUUGGGCGGAGCAUGCCUGCGCAGCCGCUCAGGAAAGGCAAACACGACUGAAUGAAGUUCUGCUCAAGUUCUUGUCGGCUGAACAAUAUUCAUCAUGCUUUUACCGUUGGCAUCGGAUGGCUGAAGAGUAUUUGAGUAAUCGACGAGUACACUGGGUUGCUGCAUUGAAGCUCCAGGCCACCAUGUCCUACGUGCCUCGAGUUCUGCUCGUUAUCUGUGCGUAUGACUUGUCUGGUGUUCUCAGCCCGGAACGAUGGAGGGAGUUGGCGCAAGAACGGCCCAGUAACAAGGAUGGUUUAACACAUGAGGAGGUUGCGGUCAGUUAUGGCAGUGGUUACAUUCUACAAUGGCUUUUAAGCAACGGAAUUCCCUUUGAAGUGAAUGAAGAGGUGCUCAAGGGAGCAGCUAAGAACGAGAAAAGCGGCAAGGAGAUACUGGCACUACUUCUCGACAAGCGCGGGGACGAGAUCCAGAUCACGGAAGGCGUGGUCAAGGCAGCAGCUGGGAACUAUCAAAGCGGGAAGGAAAUACUGGCGCUGCUUCUCGACAAGCGCGGGGAUGAAAUCCAGAUCACGGAAGGCGUGGUCAAGGCAGCAGCUGGGAACUAUCAAAGCGGCGAGGAAAUACUGGCGCUGCUUCUUGAUAAUCGCGGGGACGAAAUCCAGAUCACGGAAGGCGUGGUCAAGGCAGUAGCUAGGAACUAUCGAAGUAGCGAGGAAAUAUUAGCGCUGCUUCUUAAUAAGCGAGGGGCUGAGAUCUAG